Messenger RNA from Saprolegnia parasitica CBS 223.65, 4378 nucleotides. RefSeq lists its product as hypothetical. Gene Ontology annotation, molecular function: DNA topoisomerase type II (double strand cut, ATP-hydrolyzing) activity; DNA binding; ATP binding. The transcript is spliced from 11 exons. Gene Ontology annotation, biological process: DNA topological change; resolution of meiotic recombination intermediates; sister chromatid segregation. The coding region runs from base 23 to 4378 and encodes 1451 amino acids. The record is from RefSeq and is a predicted model, not a curated record. NCBI's taxonomy places the organism in Eukaryota, Oomycota, Saprolegniomycetes, Saprolegniales, Saprolegniaceae. Gene Ontology annotation, cellular component: nucleus.
GGCCGAGGAAGCGACGACCAAGAUGGAGAAGAAGCCCAAGGGAAAGGCAAAGGCGAAGAAGGCCGACUCGUCCGAGGACGACUACUCGGGCGCGUCGUCGGGGGACGAAGCUCCGGCCCGGGGCGGCCUCACGGUCGAGCAGAUCUACCAGAAGAAGACACAGCUCGAGCACAUCCUCUUGCGUCCGGACACGUAUGUCGGGUCCAUCGAGCCCGUGACGCAGAACAUGUGGGUCUUUGACUCGGAAGAGAAGAAAAUGGUCAACAAGAAGAUCACGAUCUGCCCGGGUCUCUACAAGAUCUUUGACGAGAUCAUCGUGAACGCGUGCGACAACAAGCAGCGCGACAAGUCGAUGGACGCGUUGAAGGUCACGUUCAACCAGGAGACGGGCGCGAUCAGCGUCUGGAACAACGGCAAGGGGAUCCCCGUCGUCAUGCACAAGGAGCACAACGUCUACGUCCCGGAGCUCAUCUUUGGCCACUUGCUCACGGGCAGCAACUUUGACGACAACAAGAAGAAGACGACGGGCGGCCGGAACGGGUACGGCGCCAAGCUCGCCAAUAUCUUCUCGACCGAGUUUGUGGUCGAGACAGCCAGCAAAGAGGACGGGAAGCGCUACCGCCAAGUGUUUCAGAACAACAUGAGCAUCAAGGGCGCGCCGACGAUCACGUCGUGGUCCAAGAAGGACUUUACGUGCAUUACGUUCACGCCCGACUUUGCGCGCUUCCAAAUGACGGGCCUCGACGACGACAUCAUCUCACUCUUCAAGAAGCGCGUGUACGACAUUGCGGGCGUCACGGACAAGAGCUUGAGCGUGCAUUUGAACGAGGAGAAGAUCGACGUCAAGACGUUCCCGCAGUAUAUUGGCAUGUACGAUCCGGUCGAAGUCGUCUUUGACAAAGCCGACGAGCGCUGGCAAGUGGGCGUCGGUGUCAGCGACGACGGUUUCCAGCAAGUGAGUUUUGUCAACGGCAUUUGUACGACCAAGGGCGGCCAACACGUCAACUACAUCGCCGACCAAAUCGCUACGAAGCUCAGUGCCACGAUCAAGAAGAAAAACAAGGGCGAGGCCGUCAAGCCUGCGCUCAUCAAGAACAACAUGUGCAUCUACGUCAGCGCGCUCAUCGACAACCCGGCAUUCGACUCGCAGACCAAAGAGACGCUGACAACGCGCGCGAAUGCUUUUGGGUCGACAUUUACGCUCAGCGACAAGUUUCUCAAGCAAGUCGAGAAGACGUCGCUUGUCGAGCGCAUUCUGCAGCUCCAGCGCGCGGCCGGCGGCAGCAAGAAGAAGCGCCUCACAGGCAUCACGAAGCUCGACGAUGCCAACUUUGCCGGCGGCGCCAAGGGCCCUUUGUGCACUUUGAUCUUGACAGAAGGGGACUCGGCCAAGGCGCUCGCGAUGAGUGGUCUCUCCGUGGUCGGCCGCGACUACUACGGCGUCUUCCCGCUCCGCGGUAAACUGCUUAACGUUCGCGAAGCCGCGCACUCGGUCAUCAAGAAGAACGAGGAGGUCUCAAGCAUCAUCAAAAUCUUGGGCCUCGACUACGACAAGCAGUACGAGUCGACCAAGAACCUCCGCUACGGCCGCCUCAUGAUCAUGGCUGAUCAAGAUCACGAUGGCAGCCACAUUAAGGGGCUUGUGAUCAACUUUAUCCACAACUACUGGCCAUCGCUUAUGGGCAUUGAAGACUUUGUGCAAGAGUUCAUUACGCCCAUCAUCAAGGCGACCAAGGGCAACCGCGUUGAGGCCUUUUACACGAUGCCAGAGUACGAAAACUGGCGCGAGCGCACCAACAAUGGUCGUGGCUGGGACAUCAAGUACUAUAAGGGUCUCGGAACGAGCACGGCCAAGGAGGCCAAGGAGUACUUCUCGGACCUGAACAAGCACCGGAUUGCGUUCAAGUACGACGGCCCGGCGGACGACGAUGCAAUUGAAAUGGCGUUCUCCAAGAAGCGCAUUGAGGACCGCAAGGAGUGGUUGCGAGCCUUUGUGCCGGGGACGCACAUCGACUACGACGUGCAAAACAUGGGCUACGCCGACUUCGUCAACAAGGAACUCAUCCUGUUCUCGAUGGCCGACAACAUCCGGUCGAUUCCGUCGGUGGUCGACGGCUUCAAGCCCUCGCAGCGCAAGAUCCUCUUUUCGUGCUUUAAGCGCAACCUCAAGAAAGAAAUCAAGGUCGCGCAGUUGGCCGGGUACGUCUCGGAGCAUUCGGCGUACCACCACGGCGAAGCGAGCUUGCACGGCACGAUCAUCAAUAUGGCCCAAGACUUUGUCGGGAGCAACAACCUCCACUUGCUCUCGCCGAACGGUCAGUUUGGUACGCGCCUGAAGGGCGGCAAGGACGCAGCCAGUGCUCGUUACGUCUUUACUAAGUUGGAGACGCUCACGCGCUUGGUUUUCCACCCGCUCGACGACAGCGUGCUCAACUACUUGGAAGAAGAAGGCCUCUCGAUCGAGCCCGAGUGGUACAUGCCGAUUAUCCCCAUGGCGCUCGUCAACGGCAGUGACGGUAUCGGGACGGGCUGGUCGUGCAGCAUCCCCAACUACAACCCCGCCGACAUCAUUGCCAACAUCCGUCGCCGCCUACAAGCCGAGCCGAUGGAGCCGAUGCAGCCGUGGUACCGCGGUUUCACGGGGCCCAUCGUUCAGAAGGGCACGAGUGACAACUUUUUGGUCCAAGGUCGCUACGAGGUCGUGAACGAGUCGACGCUCGUCAUUAGCGAGCUGCCCGUCAAGACGUGGACGCAGUCCUACAAGAAGAAUCUAGAGAAGCAGCUUGAGGCCAGCAAGAUCAAGGACUUUAAGGAGAACCACACCGACACGACGGUGCUCUUUACAAUCACGAUGGAGCCCGCCGCUCUGGCUGCGCUUCAGCAAGACCCGAACGGCAUUCUUAAGGAGUUCAAGCUCGAGACGUCAAUCGCCACAUCAAACAUGCACAUGUUUGACGCGGCGGGCCAAAUUAAGCACUACAAGUCGCCGCUCGAGAUCAUCGAGGAGUUUUACAUGCUCCGCAUCGACUUUUACGGUCGCCGCAAGGUCGCAAUCCUCAAGAAGCUCGACGUCGAGAUCAUGGCCCUCUCCAACAAAGUCCGCUUCAUCACGGCCGUCAUUGAUGGCAGCCUCAUCGUCAACAACCGCAAGAAGAAGGAGCUUCUCGAGGAGCUCCGUCACUUGAAGUACGACCCGAUGCCUAAGAAGAAGGCCAUUAAGGCAGCGGGAAACCCCGACCAAGACGACGACGAGGAGGAAGAUGACGCUGGUCAAGGGGAUGUCUCGGCGGGCGACUAUGAUUACUUGCUCUCAAUGGCGCUUUGGAGCUUGACCGCGGAGCGUGUUGAGAACCUGCGCAACGACCUCUACUCCAAGGAAGCCGAACGCAACACGAUCUUUGCGACGCCACUCGAGUCCAUGUGGCUUGCGGAUCUAGACGCGCUCGAAGCUGGCCUUGCGGGUCACGAGACGGCUCGCCUCGCUCAAGAAGCGGCUGCGCUCAAGCAAGCCAAGAAGGGCGGGGCCACGGUCAAGCGCGCACCGGCAAAGAAGGCGAAGCGCAAGGCCGACGAUUCGGACGCCGACGAUUCGGGGUCGGACUUUGAAGUGAAGGUGGCCAAGGCAAAGGCGCCACCAAAAAAGAAGGCGGCCACUGCCGCCGGCGACAAGCCCGUCGCCAAGGCGGACAAGCCGGUGAAACCCAAGGCCGAGCCCAAGCCCAAGGCGCCGCCCAAGACCAAAGCGGAACCAAAAGCCAAAGCGGAGUCGAAAGCCAAAGCCAUGACGCAGACCACACUUGCCGGCUUUGGCGUGACAGACUCCAAGCCGGUGAAGGAGGAAAAACCGGUCAAGGCCAAGGCAGUCAAGCCGGCGGCGCCCAAGGCCAAGUUGCUGGACAAGAAGCGGAAGAAGGAAGAGUCCAGCGACGAUGACGGUGAAGUGCUUUCGCUCUUUGAGCGUCUGCAGCGGCGAAAGGAUGCCGAAGCUGCGAAGGCUGCUGCGCCGGCAUCAACGACGGCUACGGCGGCGAGUGACGACGACAGCGACGACGAUGUAGCCAUCGUUGCCAAGCCUGCGGCAACAAAGCCGAAAGCUGCUGCCAAGCCCCGAGCUCCUGCGGCCAAGAAGGCAGCCGCGCCUAAGGCCAAGGCAGCCAAACCGGCGGCUAAAAAGUCAAAGAGUGUGCUCGACGACUCGAGCGACGAAGACGGUGACAGCGAAGAUGAUGUCGAGAUGACACCCGUUGCCCCCCGCGCGCGACCGGGCCGCGCCGCGGUCAAGCCCGUCGUCUACAACGUGUCGUCGGCCGAGGACAAUGACAACGACGACGAUGACGCCGCGAGCGACUUUGACAUGGCCGGCGAUGACUCGGACUAA